AGCUGGUACUAAACGCACAUGUCUCACAGCUGAGGUGAUCACUCGUUUUUGAAUAAUUCAAAGUGUCUGCUUAUUGACUCAUACAUUGCAGCUGUGUCUUAUGUGAGGUUAUUGUCAGCAGCUGGAGGAUGAGCCAGCGAGAGGGAUUAAGGGCAGACUCUAGCCACUUUACUCUGGAUGGGGUUCCCAUUCAGAUUCUGGGAGGCUCUAUCCACUACUUCCGUGUCCCCAGGGCAUGUUGGAGAGACAGGCUUCUGAAACUGAAGGCCUGUGGCCUGAAUACCCUCGCUACGUAUGUGCCGUGGAACCUGCAUGAGCCAGUGAAGGGGAUGUAUCGUUUCGAAGAUCAGCUGGAUCUGGAGGAAUACAUUAGUCUUGCAGCAGCAUUAGACCUCUGGGUUAUAUUACGGCCAGGGCCAUACAUAUGUGCUGAACUGGACUUAGGUGGCUUGCCCAGUUGGCUGCUGAGAGAUAAAAAUAUGAAACUGAGAACAACUUACCCUGGAUUCACUGCUGCAGUGAAUUCCUACUUUGACAAACUCAUACCAAUAGUCACACCUCUUCAGUUCAGUAGAGGGGGUCCUAUCAUUGCAGUGCAAGUAGAGAAUGAGUAUGGCUCAUAUGCAAAGGAUGAACAUUACCUGACAUUUGUCAAAGAGGCUCUGAUGUCCAGGGGAGUCACAGAGCUUCUAUUGACUUCUGAUAAUCGUGACGGGUUAAAAUGUGGAGGUGUGGAAGGAGUCCUACAAACCAUCAAUCUUCAGAAACUGUCAUAUGGUGCUAUACAGUACCUGGCUGAUAUGCAGCCCCAGAAGCCCUUGCUGGUGAUGGAGUAUUGGUGUGGCUGGUUUGAUGUCUGGGGGGAGCCUCAUCACAUAUUCUCUGCACAGGACAUGAUUGCAGCAGUGAAGGAGCUCAUGGAUCGCGGUAUCUCCUUCAAUCUGUACAUGUUCCAUGGUGGAAGCAGCUUUGGGUUCACAAGUGGCGCUGUAGACUUUGGCUCAUACAAACCACAGGUCAACAGCUAUGAUUAUGAUGCUCCAUUAACUGAGAGUGGGGACUACACCACUAAAUAUCACCUCUUACGGGACCUGCUGGGAAGCUACCAGAAUAAAGAGUUACCACAGCUUCCUGCAGUUCAGGGCAGGAAGGUUUAUGAGCCAGUGGUCUUUUCUCAGCACAUGUCUUUUUGGGAAAGUCUGCGAUGCACAGACAUGCCAUUCAAGUCGAAUGACCCAGUGAAUAUGGAGAACCUCUCUGUCAAUCAUAACAGUGGUCAGUCAUAUGGAUACACACUUUAUGAGACCAGCAUUUACAGAGGUGGAGCACUUCAUUCAAGGAACCAUGUUCGUGAUAAAGCCCUGGUGUUCAUUGACAAACACCUAAUUGGAAUUUUGGACUAUAGAACACAGGAAACUGCAGUGCCCCACAGUGAGAGAGAGAGAAUUUUGGGUCUGCUUGUGGAAAACUGUGGGAGAGUGAACUUCGGUCCAGCCCUGAAUGAACAGCGGAAAGGUCUUGUUGGAGAUAUCACCCUUAAUCACACCCCUCUGAAGAAGUUUACAAUGUAUUCACUGGAUAUGACACCUAACUUUAUAAACAGGUUACAGUCACUGAAGUGGAAAUCUACAGAUGAAAAGCCCCUGUACCCAGCAUUUUUCAGAGGUAGUAUGGCAGUGGAUGGCCAGCCAAGAGACACCUUUGUCAAGCUGCCAGGGUGGAGCAAAGGAGUGGUCUUUGUUAAUGGGCAAAAUCUUGGACGCCACUGGUCUGUUGGUCCUCAAAACACCCUCUAUCUCCCUGCCUCAUGGUUGAAGAGUGGAGAUAACCAGGUGAUUGUGUUCGAAGAACACAGGGCUGGAGGCAAAAUGCACUUUGCUGAGAAUCCCCAACACUGCAAGACAAUUGAUGUGUCCAGACAACCCUUUUGCACUCUCUCCUAAAAACAAAAAAAGAAAACAUUCUUGUAAAUUCAUCAGUAAUCAUGAAUCAUAUUUAAUUCUGUCAUGUUGCCUGCACUUUCUAGAUCUCCUUUUUUUUUCAGGUAAAACAGAAAGUCUAUAAGGUAUAUAUCUGUACCACCAAGAACUUGCUUUAGUUUGUACCCAGACUGAAAAAUCUCCCAUGCAAAUCUCAUAACCACUACAUUAAAUGAUUAGAAUCUUAAGGGUAAUGGCCAAUGGGUAAUGGACUCCUUGAUAAGUGAAUACUGCAUAUGAUAUCAUAAAGCUUACUACUACUACUACUACUACUACUACUACUACUAAUAAUAAUAAUAUAUUACAACUUAGUUUCAGGUUUAAACAAAUAUCUUUUGAUAUGUUGUCUUGUACUCCUUUCUGCUCACAGAAAACCUCACAAUAAACCACCAAGUCAUCAA
Messenger RNA from Electrophorus electricus (electric eel), 2380 nucleotides. It is a transcript of the gene glb1l2, whose product is annotated as galactosidase beta 1 like 2. Gene Ontology annotation, molecular function: beta-galactosidase activity. NCBI's taxonomy places the organism in Eukaryota, Metazoa, Chordata, Actinopteri, Gymnotiformes, Gymnotidae. The record is from RefSeq and is a predicted model, not a curated record. Gene Ontology annotation, biological process: carbohydrate metabolic process.